Molecule: messenger RNA, 1673 nt
Organism: Vollenhovia emeryi
Lineage: Eukaryota; Metazoa; Arthropoda; Insecta; Hymenoptera; Formicidae
Product: centrosomal protein of 78 kDa-like
Exons: 1
Coding region: 949-1227 (92 amino acids)
Source: RefSeq, a predicted model, not a curated record
GACACCGGUGGCCUGAGCAAUAAUUAGCGAUAAAAGAAUUUAAAUAUACAUAUAUAGAUAUCUGAAUAAUAAAAAAUGAUUACAAUUUACACAACUGUACAUAUUCAAUUAUUAUUUACAACUUGUAUUAAUACGUUCCGUUAAAUUUGCUGGAACUUAAUUUCAGCCUGUGAAAAUCUGAAAGAGAUAGCGCACAAAGAUGCAUCGUACAUAUUUCGAAAAUAUUUAUUUUUAAAUAAUAUCAUUGUAAUAUUCUUUAAAUUAAAGAAUAACAGAAACUCUCUGAUUCCAAGAAUUGCUGGAAUUACAAGUUGGACACAUUAUAAAUUUCCAAGUACAAACUCGAUCCGACAAUAAAUCCAAGUAUGUAUGUAAAUAUAUACAUACAUACAUACAACGAUUGCAAGCAACGAUAUCUUCAGUCCGCUCGUGCACGUAUUUUCGUUUUGUAGGUUCGUCUUCCGCGCACAUUUUAUAUCGAUUCCGCAGGGAUAUUUUACAUCGAUUUCAGAUAGGUAGACCGGCAAGCAACGAUCGCGAUCAACGGGAAAAGCGAUCGUAGGGGAGACGUCGUCGAUGCCUUCUUAAAAUACUUCUUUUAAUGAGUCCAAUGCUCGCAUUCCCGGCAAUCGUUUCUAUGCAAAUCUGAUGGUAUACAGAUGACGUUUCGCGGUAAGAUCGCGGUUGAUCCUCAAGUAAAGCAGCAACGGCAAAGGUAAACGCUUAUCCCUCGACGGCGUUGCGUCUCAAACGUAUCUUGGUAUCUGGGACGCAAAGCGUCUAGAAAUGCGACUAUUUUACGCGAGCGACGGAGGAGCAAAUCUGAUGACAUGUUGAAUCGCAGUAACAGACGGGGCUAUUCAUAAUUCUGGGGGCGAAAUCACCGGCACCAUUACGACGCUCAAGAGUAAAGUUCCGUCGCGACACCGACGGAAGAUCGAUGCCGCUAUGCCGGCCUCGCCGGCCUCGCCGGCCUCGCGGAAAAUGGCAAUUCCGGCCGGCAGGAACUUUGCCAGCUGCUACAUGGAGCUGUGUAAGCAACAACGAUUACGACCAUUGCCGGUGAUAUGUGUAACUCUGCCGCACAGUCUGGACUUCACUACCGAUCGCAUCAAGAUGGACGACUGGGGACCGAUCCUGAAUUCCCUUUCUCUCGACCGCUCGCUCAAAUCCAUCAGCGUGCAUAGCAGGUUGCAAAUCGAUAUUAGUCCGUUGAUCUUUAUGUAGUGUCGUUCAAAGUGUCAUUUGACACGUAAUAGCCGUAUCACGCUAGCGGUUCGCGUUGCCGUUGCCGUUGGCUGCUGCGUCUCGACCAAUCAGAGAAUACUUUGCUAUUCUCUGAUUGGUCGAGAAUACUUUGCUAUUCUCUGAUUGGUCGAGACGCAGCAGCCAAUGGCAACGCCAACGGCAACGCCAACGCGAACCGCUAGUGUGAUACGGCUAUUAGACAAUUUCUCUUAAAUGAAAUUGUUUCUUUAUUUUAAAUUUGUACUCUUCUUGAAAAAUUCAUAUAUCCUAAGGUUGCAAGCAAAUUUUUUGGAAAUUUCACUAAAACAGACGUUGUCGAACUUGUCAUACACAUCUAUGCUGUCAAUCUCUGUCAGGUAUCAAUGUCGCAAACCGUUGGAAGAGAUAAAUUCGGAGGACAAGGCGCGAGCGAUGGGUAAGGCUCC